AUGGAGGAGGAGGGGGCAAGCAGGGACAAUAGUGGCUCCGUCCCGGCAACGAACGUUGGCGGGGAGGGAACCACUUCUUCUCAGCUCGGCAUAGACCCUCCCUCGACGGACCAGGAAGACAUCGUCACUGUCAUUGAGGAGGUCGCCAAGGAUGCCGAAGCUGAGGCCACCAAGAUCACGAAUGGGGAAGCCACCAAGUCCGCCGCCGAGGAGGUCGCCAGGGGGCCUGCCGGGGAGACUGGUGAGGCUGCUGCCGGGGAGGCCGGCAAGGGGCCUGCUGAGGAGUCAGGCAAGGCUGCUACCAACGAGGCUGGCAAGGCUGCUGCCGAGGAGGCCGCCAAGGAGAUCGCCAGGGAGGGGCGGCCGACGACCGACCUUCCUCCCCCGCAACCCCAACACCGGGCAAGGACGGCAGACACCAGAGCGCCAGCCGAUGGGGAGGUCUUCGACGACGAGGCCCUCGCCACUACUGGGCUCCAGGUUGUCGAUGAACCGAGCGCCAGCAGCGGUGGUUCCCAAGAAGAGCAGCUCCUCCUGGCCAUGAGCGCCAAUUUCUAG
Messenger RNA from Aegilops tauschii subsp. strangulata, 558 nucleotides. The record is from RefSeq and is a predicted model, not a curated record. NCBI's taxonomy places the organism in Eukaryota, Viridiplantae, Streptophyta, Magnoliopsida, Poales, Poaceae.